Prunus armeniaca (apricot) is the source of this 333-nucleotide messenger RNA. The record is from the annotation of a GenBank genome assembly. NCBI's taxonomy places the organism in Eukaryota, Viridiplantae, Streptophyta, Magnoliopsida, Rosales, Rosaceae.
AUGGUCAACUUAAAUUGGCUAGAACAGAAGAGAGGCAAACUAACAGCAGAAGCUAGCCCCAGCAUAGGCAGAAGAGCCACGAGAGAGGCUAAUCAGAGGCCAAAAGCAACCAUUUUGGCUGGGGUAGUUCUGUGCAGCAGGUGCAAAUGUGAAAGCGAGUUGGAGGUAACUUUUGAUAGGCAAAUUCAGCCCACACCUAGUGUUUUUGACAGGAUUGGAACAUCAUACCAACAUGGCUCAGUUCCAGCUCCACCUAGAGACAAAGGACUAUCUAAGGCUUGCCCAACGCAACAGAAGAAUAACAGAGCAGCCAAAGAAGGAAAUACCAGUUAA